AUGUUCACGCUGAGGUCAUGCCAAUCAUUGAUUUUGAGAGGUUCCGCUAAUUAUGUACGUCAUAUCACAAAUGUACAGACUCUAUGGAAAGAUAUACCGUCUGCAACUAUGAAUAGCGCGUUAUUCAAUUAUGUACGUGCAUUAGACAACGAUCCAAAGAAUAACAAUAGGCAACAGAAGCAUAGAAAUAGAGAUUCAAGAAAUAGACCCCCAUUAAACGGUGUAAAUAGGAAAAAAAAUUUGGUAGUUAAAUGGUCAACAGGAUCUAAGAGAGCUCAAGAAGCUGCAAACAGUACAUUGUCUGAGAUUCUAAAGAUACGUCCAGACGGUAACGUUAAGGCGAUUGAUACGCAAAGUAAUGUGGUUAGUCUCGUUAAUAUUCGUGAAUUAAUCAAAGGCAUUGAUUUAGACAAAGAAGGUUUUAUUAUAUUGAAGGUUGAAGAAGAUGACCAAGGUGCUUUAGUACCUCUAGUAAAAAUGCUCCCUGCAAAGACAGUGACUAAUGCAUACGCUGAUAAGUUAGCCAAAGAUAAGGGGAUCGAAUUACUAAAACUAGGAGUAAAUCGAUCGAGAAUUGGUCAUUCGACCCCCAAAGACGGUAGCAAUUCCGAUACAAAGUGCGUUAAAGUUUCCUGGCAAAUCUCUGACAGAGAUUUAGCAAAACAGAAGGCGAAUGAAAUCAUGUCCCAAGUUAAAAAGGGGCUAAAGGUAACAAUAAUUUUAGAUAAUAAGGAAUCCAUGAACAUGGAUCCAAUUAUGAAAGAGGAAUCUCAAGAUACAAGUAAGGCUGCUGCUACUACUCGUCUGUCUGAGGAAGAACGUGAAGAGAGACUGAUUAUAAUUGAACAAUUAAAGCAAAUACUCUAUACGAAUCCGGUGAGAAUCAAAGUAGAGGGAAGCAUUCGUAAUAGGAUGACUGUAAAAGUGAUCCCCAAGGGGUCAUCGUUUGAUUGCAAGGAAGACAAACGGGCACUCAAGGAACAACGGAAAAGGGAAAAACAAGAAAAGCUAAGGAGAAGAAUAGAAAAGAAGCUGUUAAGAAAAGCUGAUGGCUGA
Molecule: messenger RNA, 1056 nt
Organism: Eremothecium cymbalariae DBVPG#7215
Lineage: Eukaryota; Fungi; Ascomycota; Saccharomycetes; Saccharomycetales; Saccharomycetaceae
Gene: AIM23
Product: Aim23p
Exons: 1
Coding region: 1-1056 (351 amino acids)
Source: RefSeq, a predicted model, not a curated record